Messenger RNA from Fusarium redolens, 1233 nucleotides. RefSeq lists its product as uncharacterized. The transcript has 4 exons. Lineage: Eukaryota; Fungi; Ascomycota; Sordariomycetes; Hypocreales; Nectriaceae. The coding region runs from base 1 to 1233 and encodes 410 amino acids. Gene Ontology annotation, molecular function: zinc ion binding; DNA-binding transcription factor activity, RNA polymerase II-specific. Gene Ontology annotation, biological process: regulation of DNA-templated transcription. The record is from RefSeq and is a predicted model, not a curated record.
AUGGUCAAUCGAGGAGGGCGUAGCAAAGCGUGCAGAACAUGCAAGCGAAGACGCGUAAAAUGCGAUCACAGCAAGCCGCAUUGUCAGCGAUGCGAGAAAGCUGGGUUGGCUUGUGAAGGCUAUGUCACGUACGGCGAGUUUGUUGAUGAGACGACGCGAUUCGCAAAAGAUAAAUCGCCAAUGAAGGACAACCAGCUCCAGGUUCAACUGGCCAAUACGUCUUCUAAGACGCCUGAACGACAGAUGUGCCGUCCAUCACCACUGUUACUGGAUCAAGACGCCGUAAUUCAUGCCCAUCUACUAUCGAGGAUUGAUGAAGUAACGCCUUUGAUGGCUAAUCUCGAAUCCAUCACAUUGUCAGGUUCUACACGUUCUCUUGCAGUGCGAGCACUAGCAGCCGUAUACUUUGGCAAAACCAACAGUGACAAGCGUGUCUUUGACCUCGGAAGUAGAGAGUAUGUGAAAGCCUUGAACAGAGUGCAACUUGACCUGGCGAGUUCGACUGCUGUUCUCGAGUGGGACACACUUGCUAGUGUCAAGCUGAGAGGACCAUGGAGACACCAAACAGUCCUGGAGAGGGAACUCCUCAGACAGUGCCGGUUCGAGAUAACAGUCCCCUGGCCAUCGACCGUACCAAAGACAGCUAGUGAUGCCUUACACGAUAUCUUUGCCCGCGUUCCCGGCCAGUUGCAUGACAUGGAUCGUGUAGAAAGAGGUGAAGUUGACAGCGAGUUCUCUGAUGAACUUCGGCAACGAGUCGAGACUACGUUGUCGGAUCUUGAAGACUGGGAGCAGUUCUAUCAGCACCCUCGACCUCUCACCGGUUGCCCUCUCGCUUCAACACAAGACAGCACUUCCCACCCAGUCAGACACAAAGCCCUUCUUGCAUUACAAAGAGCAAUAAUACUCUGCAUGACCGGUCUCUGUUCCUUCUUUAACAUUCCUCUGGUAGCUGAGAUACCAGCUAUUCUUGAAGAUCGACAAGUAGUCAGGAAAGCAAUUGCCGCUGAGAUAUGCCAAUUAGCAGCAUCAUGUCUUGGACACGAGUCUCACAGCACGGAGUCCUUACUGUUCAUAUUUCCACUUCAAAUAGCAAGUAUGAACUUCGACAGGGGCAGUGUAGAGGAGAAAGGGGCUGAAGAAAUCAUGAAUGGGGUCAUUGCCGGGACUCAUGGAUUUGAGAUUGGGAGAAGACGGGAAUGGAAGUCAUCGAGCGUAAUUCUAAUCAAGUAA